Molecule: messenger RNA, 420 nt
Organism: Miscanthus lutarioriparius
Lineage: Eukaryota; Viridiplantae; Streptophyta; Magnoliopsida; Poales; Poaceae
Source: the annotation of a GenBank genome assembly
AUGGCCAACGAUUCCUUGGUUACAGCUCGUGUCAUUGGAGAUGUCUUCGACCCCUUCUGCAGCUCCAUUGAUCUGAUGGUGCUGUUCAAUGGUAUGCCCAUUGUUAGUGGCAUGGAGCUGCGUUCUCCGACGGUCUCUGAGAGGCCAAGGGUUGAGAUCGGAGGAGAUGACUAUCGUGUUGCUUAUACCCUGGUGAUGGUUGAUCCUGAUGCUCCAAACCCAAGCAACCCAACCCUGAGGGAGUACCUGCACUGGAUGGUGACUGACAUUCCAGCGUCAACUGAUGACACCUACGGGCGGGAGGUGAUGUGCUACGAGGCCCCAAACCCGACGACGGGAUCCACCGGAUGGUGCUUGUGGUGUUCCGGCAAUUGGGGCGGAGAUUUGUGUCUGGCGCCGUCAAGGCGCCACACAACUUAG